Molecule: messenger RNA, 2176 nt
Organism: Microcebus murinus (gray mouse lemur)
Lineage: Eukaryota; Metazoa; Chordata; Mammalia; Primates; Cheirogaleidae
Gene: RAB33B
Product: RAB33B, member RAS oncogene family
Biological process (GO): Rab protein signal transduction
Molecular function (GO): GTP binding; GTPase activity
Source: RefSeq, a predicted model, not a curated record
GAAAACAAAGCUUUUAACAAAAAACAAUAUGUUAAUUUGGGACUUUUUGUAUGGCAAUAUGUUCCUCAGAAGAAUUCACAGAGAUUCUUUAAGGUUGGCUGGUUUCAUCUAUUAAUAUUUUCUUCAGGUUGACAAAGACAGCUCUAAGUGCGCUCAGUGAUAUUUAACCACAUCCUCCUCACUCAGACAUAUAACUAAGGAAUGACGGGUUUAUUUUCACCAGAAGCAUCUAGUUAACAACGCCCGGGUUCAAGUCCCCCAAGAGCCCCACAUCUGAUGUGCUGUACUUUUGGGGCUGGGGACAUUAGCCGAAUGAGCCUUGGGCCCUGUAGUCCCGCGGAUGUUCUCACGUGGCCUCGGCUGCCUGGGCGGUAGGCGGCCUCGAACUCGCGGACGGCAACGCGCCCGCCAAGCCCUCAGGCUGCAAAGGUCAGUGCGGCCCAGACCUCGCCUUCAAGGGCGCCCCGCGCCGGGCUGGCGCUCGGCGAUGGCUCGCGCCCCACCCUACUCAUCCCCUGUCGCUGUCCCAACUCCCGCGGCUUAGCGAGCAGGCGGUGGUGGGCGCAGCCGAAGCCACGGCCCUCAGCUGCAAGCCGAGGGAACCUGACUUCUGCUCGGCCCGGGGCAGACCCAACCAUACGUGGACACGGCGCCGGGCGCGCUAGCCUCCCUGCGUCCUAACCGCCGCUCCCCAGGCACACGCCGCCGUCAAAGGCGGCUCUCCGGCCCUCUCGCGAGAGCGCGCCUGUGGCACCUCCUUCCUUUCGGCUGUUUUCUCUCCCCGCCCCCAGAGCGGCUGCGCGGCUUCCUCCAGAGGGCGGGAACCUUGGACGUGGCGGGGCCGAGUCAGCCUGGGUGCCGGGCCUGGGGCCUGCCGCUCAGCCGCCCGGCAGGCUGGCCGUCCCCGCCGCUGUCAGGCCCCGGCCGGCCCCGCGUCUUCCCAGUCCUCCGCCUCAGCUUGGGGCGGGUCCGGAGAAUGGCUUCGGAGAUGGAGUCGUCGCUCGAGGCGAGCUUCUCGUCCAGCGGUGCGGCGUCUGGCACACCGGGCUUCCUGCCUCCGGCCCGCUCGCGCAUCUUCAAGAUAAUCGUGAUCGGCGACUCCAAUGUGGGCAAGACGUGCCUGACCUACCGCUUCUGCGCUGGCCGCUUUCCCGACCGCACCGAGGCCACGAUCGGGGUGGAUUUCCGAGAACGAGCAGUGGAGAUUGAUGGGGAGCGCAUCAAGAUCCAGUUAUGGGACACAGCAGGACAAGAACGAUUCAGAAAGAGCAUGGUACAGCACUACUACAGAAAUGUACAUGCUGUUGUCUUCGUGUAUGAUAUGACCAACAUGGCUAGUUUUCACAGCCUGCCAUCUUGGAUAGAGGAAUGCAAACAACAUUUGCUAGCCAGUGAUAUACCACGGAUUCUUGUUGGAAAUAAAUGUGACUUGAGAAGUGCCAUUCAGGUACCCACAGACUUGGCACAAAAAUUUGCUGACACACACAGUAUGCCUUUGUUUGAAACCUCUGCUAAAAACCCCAAUGAUAAUGACCACGUGGAAGCUAUAUUUAUGACGUUGGCUCAUAAGCUUAAGAGCCACAAACCAUUAAUGCUUAGUCAACCCCCUGAUAAUGGAAUUAUUCUGAAGCCUGAACCAAAGCCUGCAAUGACGUGCUGGUGCUAAAUAACAGUCUUCAUUAUACUAUCUAAUUUUGACUAAAGAAACACUUUUGAAGUAUGACAGUGAUAAGUCAUAAGAUUUAACUCAACUAUAAUGGAUCGUCCUGACACUUUACCAUUUAUCAUUGUCAUGCUUACUUUUGUAUUUUGUAUCUACUUAAGUUUGUCACUGGGCCAACACAAGGAAAAUGUUGGUUUUCAGGUAAGAUUGAAAAUGAAGCAAAUAGGAUGAAUCAGAACAUCUCUCCAUUGCCCAAUGAAGGAGGCUUUGAAUGAGAGCAUGAUGAGAUUUUGAGUCAGUAACUAUUCAAUCCUGUGUUCCUGGGAUUGAAAAAAAUAUCAAGUGUUUAGUACACACCUUUGAAUGUCCUUUGAAAGGGAAGUGUUCCCAAUAGGGUAAAAACUAGUAUCUGCCUCUCCAUGGAGUUUGUUCUUUGGUUUUGGGGGGGAUUUUUUGGUUUUGUUUUUUAUUAGAGACAGGGUCUCACUAUGUUGCCUGGACUUGCCUUGAACC